AUGGAAAAGAACGUACCAAUAAGCAAGAAGCUACGGAACAUCGUACGUUUUGUCAUGUACAUGUUACACAAAGGCAUCUCGAAGCAAAAGCUCCUCGCUGACUUCAACGCCACUCUCAAACGCGGCAAGAAUCUCAUCUUCCACAACCGCCGCCGCGUCCCAGCCACUGCCUCUUCCCAACCGCGGAAAGAAUACGAGUUUAGCUGCAGCGACACUCCAAACUACUCAUUCCCCUUUAACAUGGCCGCCGCUUUCAAGAAGAAGAAGAGUCACCACAUUAGUCUCUUCGCGUGUGGUCAAGCACCACCGACCCUCGACGACGACACCUCCGCCUCCUUAGCCGUGCUUGAGCUUCUCAACGGCAACGGAGAACAAGAACGUGGCAGUAAGACGCAGGCGUUGUCUCCUUAUAACUUGCCCUGGUUUGGACGGAGUUCACCGUCAGUGAGACCUUUACGUGUGACGGACUCACCAUUCCCGUUACGGGAAGAUGGUGACGUGGCUAACGGACAUGUGGACAAAGCAGCCGAGGAGUUUAUAGUGAAGUUUUACAAGAACUUGAAUCAGCAAAAGAAGAUUGAGUUCUCACCUAAUUGAUAAAUCUUCUUUUUCAUGUCUCUUCCUAAAUAUUUUUCUCUCUAUUCUGCUAAUUUGGUUCCGAAGUUGUAAUAAAUAUUUUUGGUACGAGGGUUUGGGAUUAUUUUCUCAUAUCUUGAUGAAAUUGGAUUUAUC
Messenger RNA from Eruca vesicaria subsp. sativa (arugula), 732 nucleotides. The record is from the annotation of a GenBank genome assembly. Lineage: Eukaryota; Viridiplantae; Streptophyta; Magnoliopsida; Brassicales; Brassicaceae.